AUGAAGAUCGAAACCUGUUGUUUUUCCGGCUACAAAAUUCAUCCUGGUCACGGGAAAAGGCUGGUGAAGGCGGACGGUAAAGUUCAAAUUUUUAUCAACAAUAAGUGUCUGCAGUCUCACUUUCUUAAACGUAACCCACGAGAUGUGCCGUGGACAGUUCUGUAUAGGAGGAAGCAUAAAAAGGGCGUUCAUGGUGAAGAGAAUGUACAGAGGAAAAGAACAAAGCGUGUGAUACCAAUUGCAUCACGAGCUGUUGGCAACAUGUCCUUAGAGGCUCUUUUAGCUGCCAGAAAUCAAAGGCCCGAAUUCAGGAAAGCUCAACGAGAACAAGCGAUCAAGGCUGCUAAACAAGCCGCAAGGCAGGCCAAGGCUGAACGAAAAGCUGCAAAUAAGUCAAAGAGGGCUGCUACGACAAAACAAAAAGUUCCGAAGCCGGUGAAGAUGAGCCAGCCGCGUGUUGGAGGCAAACGAUGA
Enterobius vermicularis (human pinworm) is the source of this 474-nucleotide messenger RNA. Lineage: Eukaryota; Metazoa; Nematoda; Chromadorea; Rhabditida; Oxyuridae. The record is from the annotation of a GenBank genome assembly.